This is a messenger RNA of Hypoxylon fragiforme, 213 nucleotides long. RefSeq names its product complex 1 protein. The transcript is spliced from 2 exons. NCBI's taxonomy places the organism in Eukaryota, Fungi, Ascomycota, Sordariomycetes, Xylariales, Hypoxylaceae. Bases 1 to 213 code for a protein of 70 amino acids. The record is from RefSeq and is a predicted model, not a curated record. Gene Ontology annotation, biological process: respiratory electron transport chain. Gene Ontology annotation, cellular component: mitochondrion.
AUGACCACGCCAAACCCGCAGCUACGGCAGCAGGUCAUAGCCAUCUACAAGGAGCUUCUCAACCUCGGCCGCGACUAUCCACAGGGCUUCUCCUACUUCCGCCCUCGUCUCCAUCGCGCUUUCAUGGCCAAUGCGCAUCUGCGCGACGACGACGCCAUUCGGGAUGCUAUCGCAAAGGCCGACUAUGUCAAAAAAGAAAUCGAAGCUUUGUAA